UCCGCUUCCAAUCUGGAGGCUGCUGAAACCGAAAGUGCUGGGCUAAGGAAUUGAGAUUGAUUCACCUUCAUCUGAGUAGUUUUAGCCCACCCAGGUGGGAAGCCUGGAGAGCACUAAAACAUGAACGGAAGAGUGGAUUAUUUGGUCACUGAGGAAGAGAUCAAUCUUACCAGAGGACCCUCAGGGCUGGGCUUCAACAUCGUCGGUGGGACAGAUCAGCAGUAUGUCUCCAACGACAGUGGCAUCUACGUCAGCCGUAUCAAAGAGAAUGGGGCUGCGGCCCUGGAUGGGCGGCUCCAGGAGGGUGAUAAGAUCCUCUCGGUGAAUGGCCAAGACCUAAAGAAUCUGCUGCACCAGGAUGCUGUAAACCUCUUCCGUAAUGCAGGCUAUGCCGUGUCUCUGCGAGUACAGCACAGGUUACAGGUGCAGAAUGGGCCUGUAGGACACCGAGGUGAAGGGGAGCCAAGUGGCAUUCCCAUAGCCAUGGUGCUGGUGCCGGCAUUUGCCCUCUUCGCAGUCGCAGCCUGGGCCUUCAUGAGAUAUCGACAACAGCUUUGAUAAGCUUUCUUUCCUCCAGUGCCCCCAGUGAAGAUACAUUUCUCUCUUUCAUGCUCCUCCCCUGCUAUCUUUCCCUCUUUCUACAUAGCCAACACAUGAUUUAAAGUGACUGACACCCACCCAGAACCUUGCUGUUCAAAAUCUGCUCCCAACCCUCAUAUUCUAAUGGGAGAGUAAAGGUAUUAUUUGAAGGAAAGCUGAAGAAAAGACUUGUUUAGAACAAAUGAGGAGUUUUAUAUAUAUUACUAGGUCCAUCAGUGGAAGUUCAGCUACCACCCAAAGAGGGAAAGGCCGAGUCUUCCUAUCACCACAGGCACUAUCUUUUUCCUUAGCUGGCAUGCCUCAAAGCCUAGCUGCAUGCGACUGAGAGGAAGAGAGGGUUUUUCUCUUAGUGAUUCUUUGGCAAGUCGUUGUGGCCUUUAUUUAAUUUCUUUCUAAUUCCACACCUGUGUGCCUAUAUUGAACAAAGAACAAUGAGGGGAACGUUUUCACUUUUUUUUUUUAUACAUAUGUAUAUAUAUAUAUAUAUAUAUAUAUAUAUACACACACACACACAUAUAUAUAUGAGAGUUUAAUAGGGUGCUUUAUGUAAAUUACAGUUGAGACAACUACUCUGGUUUCUAGGUUUCUUACCUAAGGGACGAUCUUAACUGCAGAAUUUGAAGAGACAUUUUAGAACAUAUAUAAUGGGAGUGAACCUUUAAAGAGGAUCCCCAAUUUGAGUCAUUAAAAACAAAAACUGAAGGAACUAAUCAAAAAUUUUGCUGGAACAAUAUUUCUUUUCACAAUAUCUAUGAUGAAGUUGAAGUAAAUUGGCGUAAUCCAGCUCUGCACAAGGCAAUCUGUUCAAAAAACUUUGAGCUAUAAAGAUAAACUUUACUAAUCUCCCGGCUACCCUAGUGGCUUUGGUACCUCACAGUCCUAGUAAAGGAUCAUCUGAGAUGAUUGUGGUCAGAGCUAUGGCAAUGGCACCAAACCCAUUCAGGGAAAAAACUCUAAAGGGAAAAAAAGAUAGUACCUCCAAGGUGGCCCCUCAACCCUCUAGGCUGUCUACCAGUCUUUUUGGUUUCUAGUAAUAGUCAAAACCUGAGAGAAGGGACUGUCUCCCUGGCAGGAUGGGCAUGAAAUCAGUCCCAUUUCUGGUUUUGGUUACAAUGAAAUGGCCUGGAUUGCUAGUUUCUUUUUUUUGAAAGGCUGUAACACUGGUUGUGCCUUUUAAUUAACAAACAGUUUUGCAGGGAAGGAGGAGGGAAAAGAGAGUUUUAUUUGUUUAGGGGAGUUGGGUGACUGUUUCUUGGGGAAAGCCUGGGAGAGGGAGAUAUGGAUGAAAGGAUACUAGGGAAUACCAGGUAUAUUAGUAAUUUUGGAACCAUUGUAUUCAUGUGGUACUUAAGGUUGGUAUUAAAGCACUAAUCAUAGCUAAACCAAGGCUCAUUUUCUGAAUUUGGGAAGAUCAUUUCCAUUCUCCAAGUAUACUGGUCAGACUGUGGACCUUAGGUAAUCUUGACAGAAAGAUUAUGAGAACUUUCCCUCAAGCAAUCAAUUGUAUCCAAUUUUUACUAUGAAGGAUUUGGUAAUUAUUUCAUAAAUGUGGAUUGGACAUCUGCCUUGUCAAGGCAUUUUUUUACAAAGAAGUAAAAUAUGUGGCCUCCAUCUUAAAGGGCUUUUUGGUUCCAAUUAGGAAGAGAAUAACUAUACAUAUAAAAAUGGAAUUAGCCAUAUAGGCAGUGCAGUGUAAGCUGGUGUCAAAUUUAUAUUGCAAACACUAAAAGUUUCUGAGAACUAGGGCAAUUGAAAAAGUUCCACGGAAGAGGGGGACAAAUUAAGGACCCUUGAGUAGCUCAUAGUCUAGUUAUGAGAAUUCUUAAAUAGGUGAGAAGUUAUAAGUGUAUCAUGGAGUUAAGUAACAGUUGAAAACAGUAAUAAAAGAAAUGUUACCAUCCAGAACAUGGUGCAACAACAAAAAUAUAUAGAUAACCAUCACAUUUUUUUAGGAAUUCAGAAAAAGAAAGCUGUCACAUGAUGGAAUCAAGCUAGAGUACAAAGGGAAGGCUAUUAAAAAUAAAAUUUCCAGUAGGACUUUACCUCUGGGUCAACCAUUGGGAGAGGGAGAAACUUGCUUUAAACAAUCCUUACAUAAAGUAUGCCUUUAGACCUACGCUGUUCAAUAGCUUUGAGGCUUACUUAGAUGACUACAUUUUCAUGUUCUAAAGAGAAACACAGUACCCCAGUUCUCGCCUCAACCAGCCCCACUGUGGACGCAUGACCUCUGGUGCCCUCCCCGUAUCUCAAGGCAUGUGCCGUGGCUUCUGGACGUGCUCACCUUCCAGGAUUCACCUCAGGGUUUGAACAUCCACACAAGAGGACCUGAAGUCAUACAGAAUCCCAAAGUAAAGCAAAUGGCAAACGGGAAGGAAAGCUGUGUAGGUUUUUUAUGUCGGUAUAUGUAAAUAAAAAGAACAUCUAUUCCAUCCCAUCUCUGGUAGAAGUUUUACUUUGGUUGAUGGUAGGAAUUCUGAUGCACUCUAAUAAUUUAGGUUUUCUCUGGAAUUAAAUAGCGUUUAAAGACCAAGUUCUAGGCAAGCAUUCUAUUCAAUUAUAUUCUUAUUUUUGAUUGUACGGAAAACUAAAGUUAUUACCGGAGAUGAGGUUUCAGAAUCCAUUAUAGGUUCUAAAAAAAAGUUCAUACUGUUUAUAGAUUAUAUCUAAUAUUCUUACCACCUAAAUUAUUAUGUUCACAGUUUUAAAAAUUGAAUGAAGGUAUUUUUAAGGUCUGUACUUAAAACAUUAUAUUUAUCAUUUUGUACUAUACACAUAAUCCUAAUAGGACAUUGUUUCAGUCUUCUCUAUUUUCCUCUCCUGCGACAUUGUAACUUCUUUGCUGUUAAAUUAGCUUAAUUAAUAGAAUCAUCUAGCCAUGUACAAUGGAAAAAAGGAAGUUAAUUUAUUUUUUUUUUUUUUGCUCUCUAUGCCAGGGGCUCUACUAUACCUUUAUUGGUACACUGUUUAUUUAUGGCUUGGAACUCUGAGAUCUAAGUAUUAUAAAUUGCUUUUCUAAGAUUAUGUAAGUAGUAAUAAUAACCAGUAUUUAAACUCAGUACGUCAGCUGGUUCUCAAAGUGUGGUCCUUGGACAAAAAUUAACUAGGAAUUUGUUAGAAAUGCAUAUCCCAGGGCUUCAUCCUGGACAUACUAAAUGGGAAACUCUGGUGCCCAGCAACUGGUGUUUUAAUAACCUCUCCAAAUGACUUUGAUUCAUGCUAAAAUUUGAGAACCACUGCUUUAUAGCAAUAGUUGUCCUUUUCUCCCCCACAUUAGAAUCUCCUGGAGAGCUUAGAAAAAUCCUGCUGCCUAAGCUAUACCACAGAACAAUUAAGUAGGAGUCUUGGUGUGGGACUUAGACAGCAGUAAAUUAAAUUCAUUAGGUGAUUCCAGUGUGAAGCCUCUGUUGAAAACUGCUACUCUACAGCAUUUAAACCCAGACACUAUUUAAAUUAUUAAAUCACAUACAGGCAUUUCUGCAGUCAAAAAUGAGAAUUUCACUUCGACCUUUUUUGAGCCCAGCACUCUGUAUGCUUCUGCCCAAGUAUAGAUGUGGAGUAAGAAGUAGAGCACUAUUUAGCUCCACAUUUACUAAGGACUGACCAACCUCCAGCAAAAUGUAUGACUAGUGUGCAUUUCAGUUUGUAUAUGUAUUAAAUUAGAACCAAAUCAUGGAAUGUUGAACCUAAAAGGGAGCCAGAAAAAUUCUAAGAUGAAAUUUGUCUUAGAGAUGAGAAAACCAAGGGUCAGAAACUUAACCAAGACCAAAGAUUUAGUCUGUUGCAAAGAUGCCUUUUUUGUCUUGUAUUUGUGUCUUAAAUGUGUCUACUAUAUGAAUAUAUAUAGAUAAAUUAUCCUUUUUAUCUCAGUCCUCUACCAUUUUCUGCCUGGCUCUUUAAUAAAGACUGGGAGAAUGGAUUGACAGCAGAAGCCAAUCACAAACAUCAUUAUUGGAAUUGGGAGCUUCUACAGAAUAAUCUGCCAUGACUCAUCUGUCAGUUUGUCGUACUGUGGUGGCUUAUGUGCUGCUGUGAUGCUGGAAGCUAUGCUACUGGUAUUUCAAAUACCAUUAGGGUCACCCAUGGUAGACAGAUUACAACAGAGCUUUCAGACUAAGACAGAGUGGGAAGAAGGACCUGGAGGUAUCCUUCUGAAAAAAAAUUGGCCAGUGAAGAUCUUAUGGAUAGCAGCAGAAUAUCAUCUGAUAUAAUGCUGGAAAAUGAGCCUCUCAGGUUGGAAGACACUUAAAAUACAACUGGGGAAGAGCUGCUGCCUCAAAAUAGAGUUGACCUUAAUGAUAAUGGAUGGCAUAAAACUUUCGGGACCUACAUUUGGUGAUGUGGCACGAUUUAAAAUGAGAAGAAACAGCUGCAAAUAUCCACUAGUAAUCAGAAUGUGAAAUGUACAAAGUUUGAAUCAAGGAUAAUUAGCAGUUGUCAGAAAUGAAAUGGAACACAUAAAGGUCGAUAUACUAGGCAUUGGUGAGCUGAAAUGGACUGGUAUUGGCCAUUUUGAAUCAGACAGUCAUAUAAUCUGUUAUGCUGGGAAUGACAAAUUGAAGAGGAAUGGCAUCACAUUCAUCAUCAAAAAGAACACUUCAAGAUCUAUCCUGAAGUACAGCACUGUCAGUGAUAGGAUAAUAUCCAUACGUUUACAAGAGAGACCAAUUAACACAACUACUCAAAUUUACACUACCAAAAAAAAAAACCAAACCCACUGCUGUCGAGUCAAUUC
This is a messenger RNA of Loxodonta africana (African savanna elephant), 5332 nucleotides long. RefSeq names its product synaptojanin 2 binding protein (gene SYNJ2BP). Gene Ontology annotation, biological process: chemical synaptic transmission; receptor localization to synapse; receptor clustering. NCBI's taxonomy places the organism in Eukaryota, Metazoa, Chordata, Mammalia, Proboscidea, Elephantidae. Bases 121 to 558 code for a protein of 145 amino acids. Gene Ontology annotation, molecular function: protein binding. The transcript is spliced from 4 exons. Gene Ontology annotation, cellular component: neuromuscular junction; neuron projection; postsynaptic density membrane. The record is from RefSeq and is a predicted model, not a curated record.